Gambusia affinis (western mosquitofish) is the source of this 1270-nucleotide messenger RNA. RefSeq names its product Hemoglobin subunit alpha-D-like (gene hbae4). Gene Ontology annotation, molecular function: heme binding; oxygen binding; organic acid binding. The transcript is spliced from 3 exons. The record is from RefSeq and is a predicted model, not a curated record. Lineage: Eukaryota; Metazoa; Chordata; Actinopteri; Cyprinodontiformes; Poeciliidae. Gene Ontology annotation, biological process: oxygen transport; hydrogen peroxide catabolic process. Gene Ontology annotation, cellular component: haptoglobin-hemoglobin complex; blood microparticle; hemoglobin complex. The coding region runs from base 402 to 827 and encodes 141 amino acids.
CGCUCUGAUAACAGAGAGCAGAGGAACAACAAGGCUGAAGCUUCACGCCUCGUUUUCCCUCCAACAGGAAUUAUUGACCUUCGUCUGGUUUUUCUGGCUCCUUUCAGCCGUUUGACUUAGUUAAAGUAAGUUAAAGUUAAUUAAAGUUAGUUAAAGUUAGUUAACGUUAGUUAAAGUUAAUUAAAGUUAGUUAAAGUUAGUUAAAGUUAGUUAAAGUUAGUUAAAGUUAAUUAAAGUUAGUUAAAGUUAGUUAAAGUUAGUUAAAGUUAAUUAAAGUUAGUUAAAGUUAGUUAAAGUUAGUUACAGGGUCAGUAAGCCGAUUAGCUAAAGCAGUGAUAAAAUGGUUGAUUAGAGCCGGACCGACUGCGGGAAGAGUCUGGACCUCGGUGACUCGGGGCAGGAUGCUGUCCAAGAAGGAGAAGAAGCUGAUUAAGGAGAUCUGGGAGCGUCUGACUCCGGUGGCCGAAGACAUCGGCUCUGAAGCUCUGCUCAGGAUGUUUGCUUCGUAUCCGGGCACCAAGACGUAUUUCUCCCACCUGGACAUCAGCCCUGGCUCCGCCCACCUCUGCUCCCACGGGAAGAAGAUCGUCCUCGCCAUCGCCGAGGGCGCCAAGGACAUCAGCCAGCUGACCGUCACGCUGGCGCCGCUGCAGACGCUGCACGCCUACCAGCUGCGCAUAGAUCCCACCAACUUCAAGCUGCUCUCUCACUGUAUGCUGGUCACGCUGGCCUGCUACCUGGGGUCAGAGUUCACGCCGGUCGCUCACGCUGCCAUGGACAAGUUCCUGUCAGCCUUCGCAGCCGUUCUCUCAGAGAAAUACAGAUGAGACUCAGCCACCGUUCCAGAUCAUAUUAACAUGUAAAUGAUGUCUUGUGUUAUUGUUUCAUGGGUUUUGUUAUAAUAAACAACUGCAGCAUAAAUGAGUCAUGUUUGUUUUUAUUGUAUAAACAUUUAUUAAACACGUCGUUUGUCUUUCUUUGUGUCUCCUGGUGAAAUGCUGAUUGUGCUUAUUAAAUUUUAUGUUGACACAAUUAAUUAUAGUUUCAUGAACAUAAACUAGAGAUGAUAAAAAGAUUUUAAAACUUAUUUUAUGAAAAUCUUUUUCAUGUUGAUUUUAAAGCACAAGCAUUAAUAUAUUCAGAUUUCAAUGUUGAUUCUAAUUUCCUGGAGUUUAUUUGUGAUGAACCACAAGGCUGUGAGCUCGGUCCAAAAACCUUUAUUGUUAUGCAGAAACAUAAACAUUUCAGAUUAAAGAACUAUUAAUGAAAA